UGAGACUAUAUAAUGUGACACCGCAAUUCGUAAGGACAGUAGUUUGGACGGAUUUAGCAAAAAUACUUGGUGCAGCUGGACAGCAUCCUCACGAUGUAUUUGUUUUAUUUUGUUUGUUUUGUUGCUGUGUCAUUGGCGUCAACUGCCAGUGUUUUACCUAAGGACUUCCCAGUAUGUGGCAGAAAAGGUGACAAAAGCAAAAUCGACCAGUGUAUGCUGGAGACAACUGAAAAAAUUAAAUCUAUACUCAUACCUGGAAUAAGAAAAUUAAAUUUUCCUCCCCUCAAUCCUUUGGUAAUACCGGAAAUUAACCUGGAACAGGGAUCUGAUUCUGCCACUUAUAAAGCGUCCGUUAAGAAUGUAGCAGUUUUUGGACUUGAAAACUACAAAUUUCAAAAACUAGAUUUCAACUUUGAACAACACAAAACUGCUGCUGUCGUGGACAUACCCGGGAUCUAUAUUGAGGGACUUUAUGUCAUCAGUGGUAAAAUCUUGUCCGCACCCAUUGAAGGAGAAGGGCUGUGCAAAUUUAACAUCAGCCACGUUAAGGCUGUAUUAGAUGUCAAUUCGAAAGUGGAAAAAGUAGAUGGUGUCGAAUAUCUUAAGCAUUACCAAUACGAUUUGAAACUGGAUAUUGGUCCAGUUACUAGUCACAGCAUUGAGGGGCUUUUUAAAGACAACGAAGUAUUAUCUAAGGCAGUUAAAGACACACUUCAAAACAACAUCAACGACUUGGUGCAAACAAUGAAGCCGGCAGUUGAGCAAGUAAUAACAGAUUUGUUUAAAAGUGUAUACUUUAAGAAAUUGGAUACGAUACCCUAUGAUAUUCUGUUUCCUCCAAGAGAAAACUAAGCUGUAAAUUUAUAUUGUUAAUAAAUAUGUUAUUAUUAUUAUUAUU
Messenger RNA from Aethina tumida (small hive beetle), 898 nucleotides. RefSeq lists its product as uncharacterized. The transcript has 5 exons. The record is from RefSeq and is a predicted model, not a curated record. NCBI's taxonomy places the organism in Eukaryota, Metazoa, Arthropoda, Insecta, Coleoptera, Nitidulidae. Bases 94 to 852 code for a protein of 252 amino acids.